Molecule: messenger RNA, 6780 nt
Organism: Leucoraja erinaceus (little skate)
Lineage: Eukaryota; Metazoa; Chordata; Chondrichthyes; Rajiformes; Rajidae
Product: guanine nucleotide-binding protein G(I)/G(S)/G(T) subunit beta-1-like
Exons: 10
Coding region: 271-1293 (340 amino acids)
Biological process (GO): G protein-coupled receptor signaling pathway
Cellular component (GO): heterotrimeric G-protein complex; cytoplasm
Molecular function (GO): signaling receptor complex adaptor activity; protein binding
Source: RefSeq, a predicted model, not a curated record
UGUGCUCGCCGCCUGUCGCCAAUAUUAUAUAUAUACACAAACGUAUAUAUAAUAUACAGACACAUACAGCCUGUGGCCUCGCCAGCUCGCUCGACAGCCGGACAGCGGCCACCCUGCACCGGCGCAAGGCCGAGGCCAUGCGAGCCCGCUGACGGGAGAGAAGAGGACAGGACAGGACGAGGACUGACUCGGGGACGUGGAGAGGCCGGGGCGGCGGUGACCAGAUCGGUUUUGUAAUUGUGUGCGUGGACAUUUUAUAUACCAGGCAAAAUGAGUGAACUGGAACAGUUGCGGCAAGAAGCGGAGCAACUGAGGAAUCAAAUCCGGGAUGCAAGGAAAGCUUGUGGUGAUUCUACUCUGGCCCAGAUCACGGCCGGUCUAGAUUCAGUGGGUCGAAUCCAAAUGCGUACAAGGCGCACGCUGAGGGGGCAUUUGGCCAAAAUCUACGCCAUGCAUUGGGGAACAGACUCCAGACUAUUAGUAAGUGCAUCACAAGAUGGAAAAUUAAUCAUCUGGGAUAGUUAUACAACGAACAAAAUGCAUGCUAUCCCAUUGCGAUCAUCCUGGGUUAUGACCUGUGCCUACGCUCCAUCGGGCAAUUAUGUUGCCUGUGGUGGGCUGGACAACAUCUGCUCGAUAUACAGCCUGAAGACUAGAGAGGGGAAUGUUCGAGUAAGCAGGGAGCUGCCGGGACAUACAGGUUAUUUAUCAUGUUGUCGUUUUCUGGAUGACAACCAGAUUAUUACAAGUUCAGGAGAUACAAAUUGUGUGUUAUGGGACAUUGAGACGGGACAUCAAACGGCAACAUUUGCGGGCCACACUGGGGACGUGAUGAGCCUCACCCUCAGUCCCGACAUGAAGAUAUUUGUCUCCGGCGCCUGCGAUGCUUCUGCCAAACUGUGGGAUAUUCGAGACGGGAUGUGUCGGCAGUCCUUCACGGGGCACGUGUCUGAUAUCAAUGCAGUGUGUUUUUUUCCCAAUGGCAAUGCGUUUGCCACUGGCUCGGACGACGCGACGUGCCGGCUGUUUGACCUGCGGGCCGAUCAGGAGCUGAUGAUGUACUCUCACGACAACAUCAUCUGCGGGAUUACCUCCGUCGCCUUUUCCAAGAGCGGCCGCCUUCUGCUUGCCGGCUACGAUGACUUCAACUGCAACGUGUGGGACUCUCUAAAGGGAGAUCGCGCAGGCGUUCUGGCCGGCCAUGACAACCGCGUCAGCUGUCUGGGCAUCACGGACGACGGAAUGGCGGUAGCAACCGGCUCUUGGGAUAGCUUCCUGAAAAUCUGGAACUGAGGUAGCGACGUGAAUAUUGUCCACAGGACUGCCCGGGCUGACACCCACAGCAAUCAAACAACAUCCUUCUUAUCAAGUAUUUGCAGGUGACAGUUGUCUGUCUCUCACUGAAUACAAUUGUAUAACACCAGGCUUGUGUAAAAUGGGCUCAUCUAAUGAAGAGGAAACAUCGCUGACAGCUGCUAACUGUAAAAGGCUGGUACAAUAUCACGGUGACUAGGAAAAUAUUUCAAACUAACCAUUGUUUAGUUUUAAUGACUGCAUUGUUUGGAGGGGUUUUUUUUUGUUGCUAAUCUGCCAAUCUGUUUUGUACAGAAUGUACACAUUACAGCAGCGAAUCGUGUAAUUUGUCUAUGUAAAAAAAAAAAAAAAAAUCAAAUUUUUAAAGCUACAUUUCUUGCCUGUAUUUAUCCAAUUCCACUGAAGUUGGUGAUGAAUUGAUUGCUGUUGAGAUUUUUUGGUGAAUUAACUUAUUGUGUGAUAUUUUGGUGGCGUGCAUACUUUUUUGCAGGUUUAUAAUUUUACAGAACAUUCCAUCUACACUUUGAUUUGUCUGUGCAUUUGCACUGCCUAACGCACUGUACAGAGACGGGAUCUAUCGUGUUACACUAACUGCUGUCUGCUGCACCGUUACAAGACAAUGCAUCUUCCUCCAUCAGUCCUGCCUCUUGCCGGCCACACCCACCCACCCUGAACACAAGUUUGUUGUCUUUCCGGACUAGCGGCUGCUGGCCCCAUCAGUCACCUCGCCAUUCACUUCCCCCAUCAUUUCCCCGUUGAUGGUGUUAAUUCAUGGGACAUCAUCGUGCGGUAUAGUGGCGCAGUGGGUCGAGCCGCUGCCUCACAGCGCCAGAGGCCAGGGCUCGACCUUGACCUUGGGUGCUGUCUGUGCGUGCAGUUUGCACGAUUUCCCUGUGACCGCAUGGGUUUCAAGUCGAGAGUCAAGAGAGUUUACUCGUGUGUCCCGGAUAAGACAAUGAAAUUCUUGCUUUGCUUCAGCACAACAGAAUAUAGUAGGCAUGAAUAUAGAACAGAUCAGUGUGUCCAUAUACCAUUAUAUAAAUAUAUACACACAUCAAUAAAUAAGCAGAUAAAGUGCAAUAAACAGGUAAUGGUCUAUUAAUGUUCAGAGAUUUGUUUCAGUUGAGUUUAAUAGCCUGAUGGCUGUGGGGAAGUAGCUAUUCCUGAACCUGGUUGUUGCAGUCUUCCGGCUCCUGUACCUUCUACCUGGAAGGUAGCGGGAGAUGAGUGCGUGGCCAGGAUGGUGUGGGUCCUUGAUGAUGCUGCCAGCCUUUUUGAGGCAGCAACUAUGAAAGAUCCUCUCGAUGAUAGGGAGGUCAGAGCUGAAGAUGGACUGGGCAGUGUUUGCUACUUUUUGUAGUCUUUUCCGCUCCUGGGCGCUCAAGUUGCCGAACCAAGCCACGAUGCAACCGGUCAGCAUGCUCUGUACUGUACACCUGUAGAAGUUAGAGAGAGUCCUCCUUGACAUACGACUCUCCGUAAUCUUCUCAGGAAGUAGAGGCGCUGAUGUGCUUUCUUAAUAUUUGCAUCAGUGUUCUCGGACCAGGAAAGAUCUUCAGAAAUAUGCACACCCAGGAAUUUGAAGCUCUUGACCCUUUCCACCAUCGACCCGUUGAUAUAAACGGGACUGUGGGUCCCCAUCCUACCCCUUCCAAAGUCCACAAUCAUUCCUUGGUUUUGCUGGUGUUGAGGGCCAGGUUAUUGCGCUGGCACCACAUGGACAGUCGUUCGAUCUCUCUUCUAUACUCUGACUCGUCCCCAUCAGUGAUAUGUCCCACAACAGUGGUGUCGUCAGUGAACUUGAUGAUGGAGUUCGCACUAUGACCGGGGGCUUUAGAAGGCACAUCGGUGUUCUCCCUAUCAAAGCAUGCGUAAAACGCAUUGAGCUUGUCAGGGAGUGAUGUUUCUCAGACAUUUGAGCUGCCUCCUGAUUUCGCCUUGUAGGAGGUGAUUGCAUUCAGGCCCCGCCACAGCUGGCGAAUAUCUGUCUCAUCCUCCAGCUUGCAGCAGCUGUCCCUUUUGGCCUUUUUGAUGGCCUUACCAAGGUUGUAUCUGGACUUCUUGUAGAUCACUGUAUCAUCAGACAUGAAUGCCCGGUGUCUGAUCUUCAGAAGAGUGCAGAUCUCAGAGUUCAUCCAAGGUUUCUGAUUGGGGAAACAUUCGGAAGGUUCAUCGUCCACUAUGAUGAUGCAUGGGUAUCCGGAAAACAAUUGCUCCAUAGAUUGUUGAAACACUUCAUCUGGCGGAACUUAUACCAAAGGGCAUUAUCAAACAUUUGUAGCGUCCGAACGGAGUACUGAAAGGUGUCAGCUUGGAGGAUUUAUGUUCCAGCAGAAUCUGACAGAAUGAACUCUUGGCAUCUAGCACUGUCAAUACAUUUGCAUCAGCCAUCUGCGCCGUAAUCUUGCCCACCAAAUGCAUUGGAUAACGUGGUCUCUUAAUUGCUGUAUUUAAGUCCUUGGGGUUAAUACAAAUCCGUAUCUCGCCUUUAUUCUUCUUAGUAGCGACAAGCAUUGAGGAGACCCAGUCUAAGGCUUCAGUUACGGGAGUAAUUACACCAAGAGCCAUCAUUCUGUUAAGUUCACUUUGUACACGAUCCCGCAUAGCAUGGGGAAUCCUGUGAGCAGUGUCUGGGUGGGUCGGUUCCUUUCUUGCAAGAGGUUUCUCUGGAAGUUGUCCUGCCUUUACAAAAGAGGUGGUGUUCGAGAAACCAGGCGUUGAGAGAGGGUGGGCAUUGGUGGUAGUCCUCCUUCCUUCCAAGGUAAUCGCCAGUUGUCGCAGGACCUGAUUGUGCCUCCAGGUGUAGCGGCCUUGUGUUUUACAGGCAGUGAGGCUGUGCCUUAAUGUUGCUGGGGUUUGGCAAAGAGAAUGUGAUGGAUCUUCUCCAAACCACUGGUUUAGGUUCUUGGGUGUGGGAAGAACAUCGUAGGUGGCUCUGAUGAUGAAGCUAAGACGGCUUCCUCCCAUCUCCCACAGAUCCUUCCAGGUAAGCUUACGAUGCUCCAGAGAGUCCACUGGCCCUGUUUGGACUGAGACUGCCUUUGCACAAUGCCCGGGUGUGUGCUAUGCAGUUCUUCAAGGAUUCUAGUCCGCAUCUCCAUAUUAUCUGGUAUGACCACUCGUGAUCCCCACAGGAUAACGUCAUCCUCCAUUGACAGCUCUUCUCUCUUGCUGGCAAAGGGCUUUAUUUUGGAAGAUUCCUUGCACUUGGCCACCCUUGCAUGAUGUGGUUCCUCACCUUUGAGAGGACUUUGUCCUUCCUGGUAGCUCUUUACACUUCCCGUGCCUCGGGGAGGGGUGUCUUUGAAAUGCAUGUGAGCUUACUCACAGAGACCUUCAGAGCUUCUUCACAGAUAUGGCUUCAAAACACAGUCUUUUGAUGAAUAAAUGCUUUAUUGUUGAUAGAAAACAGUAAGGUACAUUCAAAUAUCUUCUGACUCGUUGCUGCAAUCUUCAUCGAACUGUAGGUUGCUUUAAACAUUAACUCCUCGUGUCUCCACUACACUUCGCAUGGUCGAAGGGUUAACCUUCUCCCUACUCGCUCCAAACUACACUAAAAACUAGACUUCUGCGCAAGCAUCUUGGCUCCAACUACGCCCCAAAACACGUCAUAAAUCCCACCCACAAUAUAACGGGCAAUCUAAAAUUUAAAGAAGGCACAUGCUAUCAUCAAUGACAUGCAAAACAGGCCAAAUGGCCACUACAAUCUUUCCCACCACCGUAGUCGGGCUAACUGGUCUGUAAUUCCCCGUUUUUGCUCUCGCUCCUUUCUUGAAAAGUGGGGUAACAUUAGCUAUCUUCCAGUCCACAGGAACUGAUCCUGAAUCUAUUGAACAUUGGAAAUAUUUGGUAUUAUGCUUCAUUAUGGGCCAAUUCUGGAAUAUAUCGAAAAGCUUCAGAUUUUGUCGACGUAACUGGGAACAUUUACUACGUUUUAAGUUUAUACAAAAUAUUUCACUUUUUCCUUAACGAGGGCAGGAGAGGCGGGGGGGGGGGGGGGGGGGGGGGGGGGGAGGUUGAAAAGCGAAAGCAAGAAUAAUUGAACUGAUUAUCCAAUUAUCGGUUGGCCUUCAUUGCAAGAGGGUUUGAGUUUAAGAGCCAGGAGGUCCUACAUACCCAUUGUUGGUGUUGCUGCAACGUUUGCCUUCACUUACAGUAAGUGGUUUUAAAUUAUUGGUUGAGUUGAGUGGAGAAUGUUUACAUUAAUACACCAUGAAAGAAAUACUGCAUGUUGGUACGGGUUUAUCAAGGUUUCAAGGCCAGUUUAUUGCCACAUGUACUAAUUGAGGUACAAGUGUUUCCAAAUACACAGGGCAAGAUGUUAAAAGUCCAAAGUGCCAAAUAUCAACUUGCUCCCGGUGCUGAUGGGAGCCUUCUGCACUCACCUAUGCUCCUCCGAUGUUGAGAAAGGCUCGGCAGACACGUCAUUGGGGUUAUCAAGUGGGCACCUACUUUCAUCGACGUUUCGCUGAUUGAACCCACAACGUCUCCAGUAGGCUCAGUGGUGCAUUCUGGCAUCCCAGAACCACCCCCCUCUGCAUCUGUCUAGUCGGCUAUUUGGGAGACCAAAUGAGGUCUUUCCUCUUCAGCCAGAGCCACUGGCUACUCCGCUCUGCCACCCGUGAUGUUUCUUUGAUGGCCUGGCGUAGGUAGGGCUUGUCCGCUGGUCCCCAGGUCCUUCAUCAGUCUUACGGUUGAUGUUGCCAUAUCAUUCUGCUCCAUAGCCAUAGAGGAUGUCUCUCAUCUUGUCAAGCUUUCUUUUGACUGUACCCCCUUACACCCUGUAGGAUACUGGUCAGGUCUGCAUUCUGAAAUAAACUAUGGGACAAACUAUAAAACAUAUUCAGUUCCAAUCAGUCUAACAAUAAAGGUUGCAUGUAGAAACAAGGCCACCUGAGGUUGGUUUACAAAGAAAGGGCAGAAAGUGCUGGAGUAACACAGGAAGGCAGCAUCUCUGGAGAUAAUUGAGAGGUUGCAUGGUACUUCUCAAAGAGGUUCAGCAAUCAUAGAAAGUAGGUGCAGUUGCAAAUUCCCACCUUCAAGCUACUGCUCACCCGUGCCACCGCUCCGACUUCAAUCUCCUGGCGCCAAAAACCUAUCACGCCCUAACGUGUGUGUUGAAAUCAAAGAUACUAGAGGAGCAAGAUAGACCACUAGGCGAAAGAGCCGUAGUUGGUCAUGAGCCUCAUGGGUCAUUUCUGGUUACAGUAUUAACACCAGUUUUGUAAUACUGCAUUGUCUUUGAAUUUUGUAUUAAUAACUAAUCUGCAGCCAAUAAUACCAGCAAUUUUGCCAUGUUUUCUUCUAUUGUGCUAUCAUAGCCAAGACAAACUGAUAUUCACUUGCCGUAUCUUUGUUUAUAGUGUUUCCACCUCAGUAUUUCCUUUUUUGUAUUUGUACAGUGACUGUGUGAAAAUAAUGUUGCGAUAAAUUGAUUGUAACUAAUAAAAAAUGCUUUUAACCAAG